GGGCUCGCUUUCCGCGUCGCAAACCGAGCUUGCGCCGACAGAGGUCGACGGCGCCCCACUAAAAGCGGCUUCCAGUGGGAAACGGGCAAGAACUGCGCUCGGCAAAGCCUGGAGGUCGGUCGGUCGGGCAAAGAGAAAAGGCUGGAGCGCGUCUGUAUGGCCGUUGUUGCGGGAUUUGCUCCAAAGCCACGAACUUCUCCAACAUUUUCUUCCUCACUUCUUCCGACCCAUCCCCUUCCCUUCUCCCCUCGUGUGCCCGUGACGACGACCUACGACGACGCCGCCGACGACGACGACUGAGACUUGCCCUGCUCUGAACUGGACCGGCCUCGCACCUGAUCCCGACGUCACCCGCUCUUCCUCUGCCACAAGUUCAUUUCGAUUAGCCCAAGAUGCUGUCGCGUGGAUCUCUUCGCACGGCGCAGGCCCUCCGCUGCGCUGCUGUCCAGCAGCCCCUCGCCGCUCGCGGCUUCGCGACGGUCCAGUCCGACAUCUUCAAGCCCUCCCAGUUUGGCGGCAAGUACACCGUGUCCCUGAUCCCCGGUGACGGUAUCGGUACCGAGAUCACCGAGUCCGUCAAGACCAUCUUCAAGGCCGACAACGUCCCCAUUGAGUGGGAGCAGGUCGCCGUCUCCGACUUUGGCAACGUCGCCCAGGCCGAGGCUGCCUUCCGCGAGAGCGUCGCCUCGCUCAAGCGCAACAAGCUGGGUCUCAAGGGUAUCUUCCACACCCCCAUUGACAGGUCGGGUCACCAGAGCUUCAACGUCGCCCUGCGUCAGGAGCUCGACAUCUACGCCAGCGUCAGCUUGAUCAAGAACAUUCCCGGCUACGAGACCCGCCACAAGGACGUCGACCUGUGCAUCAUCCGUGAGAACACCGAGGGUGAGUACUCCGGCCUCGAGCACCAGAGCGUUGAGGGUGUCGUCGAGUCGCUCAAGAUCAUCACCCGCGCCAAGUCGGAGCGCAUCGCCAAGUUCGCCUUUGCCUUUGCCCUCGCCAAUGGCCGCUCCAAGGUCACCUGCAUCCACAAGGCCAACAUCAUGAAGCUGGCUGACGGUCUGUUCCGCUCCACCUUCCACGCCACGGCCAAGGAGUACCCUACCCUCGAGGUCAACGACAUGAUUGUCGACAACGCCUCCAUGCAGGCUGUCUCGCGCCCCCAGCAGUUCGACGUCAUGGUCAUGCCCAACUUGUACGGAGGUAUCCUCUCCAACAUUGGUGCUGCGCUGGUCGGUGGCCCUGGUAUCGUGCCCGGAUGCAACAUGGGUCGCGAGGUGGCCGUCUUCGAGCCCGGCUGCCGUCACGUCGGUCUCGACAUCAAGGGCAAGGACCAGGCCAACCCCACUGCCAUGCUCCUGUCCGGCACCAUGCUCCUGCGCCACCUCGGUCUCGACGACCACGCCAACCGCAUCUCCAAGGCCGUCUACGCCGUCAUUGCGGAGGGCAAGUACCGCACCCGUGACAUGGGCGGCGAGUCGACCACCCACGAGUUCACCCGCGCCAUCCUCGACAAGAUGGAGACUUCUCUCUAAGCGAGCAAUCUCCUCUUGCUUUUACUGAAUAAAUUAUAUCCCGUACCCACCAAUACCACAAUCCGACACACCCCACCGAGCUUUCAAGUCGCAGAGGAGGACCAAUACAAGGAGGACGAUACCAGGAGAACCGGGGCCGAGAGAAGCUUCGUGUUCGCUGGAAGGAAGGAUCUGCUUGGAUAC
Emericellopsis atlantica is the source of this 1715-nucleotide messenger RNA. RefSeq lists its product as uncharacterized. NCBI's taxonomy places the organism in Eukaryota, Fungi, Ascomycota, Sordariomycetes, Hypocreales, Bionectriaceae. The coding region runs from base 393 to 1532 and encodes 379 amino acids. The record is from RefSeq and is a predicted model, not a curated record. Gene Ontology annotation, molecular function: magnesium ion binding; NAD binding; isocitrate dehydrogenase (NAD+) activity. Gene Ontology annotation, cellular component: mitochondrion. The transcript has 3 exons. Gene Ontology annotation, biological process: isocitrate metabolic process; tricarboxylic acid cycle.